Molecule: messenger RNA, 2214 nt
Organism: Saccharomyces mikatae IFO 1815
Lineage: Eukaryota; Fungi; Ascomycota; Saccharomycetes; Saccharomycetales; Saccharomycetaceae
Gene: SET3
Product: histone-binding protein SET3
Exons: 1
Coding region: 1-2214 (737 amino acids)
Molecular function (GO): protein binding
Source: RefSeq, a predicted model, not a curated record
AUGUCAGUACCCCAUUCUAAAGAUCAGUCGCUCCUAGAUGAUGCAUCCACAUUAUUACUGUUUUCUAAGGGGAAAAACAGACCUGAAGAAGCCUCAAAGAAAGAUUCUAAAGCUGACACUAUUGAGCACGAUGAAUGCCAUGAGAGUGAGAAAAUGGGAGCAAUAGCAAUGACAGCAGCUGCAUCGGUUCCCUUGCCUCCCAAAAAAUCAACUGAGCAAUCGAUGACGGCAGCAACAGUAACAACAACUACCAAGGAAGAGCACACCGAGAAGCAACCUCCAUGGCCAGUACCUGACUCGUACAUAGUCGAUCCCGAUGCGGGUAUUAUUACAUGUAUAUGUGAUUUGAAUGAUGAUGAUGGAUUCACUAUCCAAUGUGACCACUGCAAUCGAUGGCAGCAUGCUAUUUGUUAUGGUAUCAAGGACAUUGAAAUGGCACCUGAUGAUUACCUCUGUAACUCCUGCGAUCCAAGAACAGUAGAUAUUGAUUUGGCUAGGCAAAUACAGCGGGAACGCUUAGGUGUAAAAACAGUAUACCCUUCUAUGUCUAGUAACGGUUCCAGUAAUAAGAAUAAUAGUCGAGAUAGGGCCCCUAGUAUAUCCAAUAGCGAUGGCGGUGAGAGCUUGUCAGCAGAUCGAGAAAAUAGUAACCACAAGGACAAAAGAAGGAAAAAAACCCCAUCUAAUAAUAGAGCAGAGUCAAAAAACGAAAGCGCAUCAGCCAGUUCUUUUGAGACGUUGGUUACUACGCAAAAGAAAAAAGAGCAUUUUCUGAGUGCUAAAGAUGCAUAUGGUGCGAUUUAUUUACCUUUGAAAAAAUACGUGUUUAAAGACGAACUGAUGGAAUUAUUCUUAGAUAAACACAAGGACGAUGACUGCAUAAUACAAUACCCCCAUAAGACAUUCAAAGCUAUGUCUAUUGAAGUCAAACCGUACGCUGAUAUCGCAUAUUCGAGGACUUAUCCAGGCUUUACAAAAUUAGGAGUUUAUCUUAAGAGGGACUGUGUGAAAGGUGAUUUCAUUCAGGAGAUUUUGGGAGACCUAGAUUUCCGUAGUAAUUAUCUCACAGACCCACGAAAUCAAUAUAGAGUAUGGGGUACAGCUAAGAGAAGAGUUAUCUUCCAUUCUCAUUGGCCGAUAUAUAUAGAUGCGCGCCUAUCAGGGAACUCAACUAGGUAUUUAAGAAGAAGUUGCCAGCCAAACGUUGAACUAGUAACCAUAAAACUACAAGAUGCAGAAAAUACAAAUGAUAAAAAUAAUAAAAUAAAGUUUGUUCUAAGAGCUCUAAGAGGCAUUUCAGAGAACGAAGAGUUGUAUAUCAAGUGGCAGUGGGAUUCACGACAUCCUAUAUUAAAGUUAAUCGGUGACACAACAAUAGACUCUUUAACUGACCUUGAAAAAUAUGGCUUGAUAAAUUCUAUAGAAACAAUUUUGAGCAACGGUGAAUGUGGUUGUGGAAAUAACUCCAAAGAUUGCUAUUUACUGAAAGUGAAGAGGUACUCACAGAGUCUUUAUAAAUCUGUGAAAUCUAGAGCGAAAAUGAGCAAUAGAUAUAAGUUGAACGAAAUUCUCAACCAAUAUGAGCAUAAAAAGAGACGCGAACCACCGAUUUUACAUAGGUUAGAAGAAAAAGCUGUAACUGCAAUUGAAAAAGCUCCAAUAAUUUUGAAUACUUUUCAUCAACGAAAAUUCUUAGAUCGGACUGACGGUACUAAAAGCUCUCGAAAAGAUUCUAUUACUGGUGCGUAUGAAGAUCAAGGUAUUGUAAAACCUUUCAAGUUCAAUUUAUUCACGCAGUAUUCCUCGAAUGUACCUGUUCCCAAAAAUAUUGAGGCUAGGGAAAAGCCUCUCAUAAUAAAGAAAAGCUCAGACUAUGAUGAAUCUCACAUCACUAAUAUUAAAGAGUUACCAAUUCCAGUUCCUUUGCCAGUGAGUAAGACCUCAUGGCAAACUGUAACAGAUUUCAAUAACGUGCAAUCAAAGAAUGAGCACAUAGCUAGAACACUUUCUCUUCCAAAUUCUAAUAAAGAAUUAUUAGAAGAAAAAGAACAAAAUCAAAAUAAAACUGGAGAAAUUACGACAGAAGCCUUAACAAAUUCAAAACAGGAAUUGUCUCCAGAGAGUAUAAUGCAUUUAUCCGAUUUUUCGUCCUCACAACUACAUUCGAAAAAAAAACUAAGCUUUGCAGAUUACAAGAAAAAGCUACUGAAAUAA